CCCUCUUCUGCUGUGUGCAUCCGAGGGAGCAGAGCCAAUUGCUCUCCCCCAGCGUGUCCAUUCAUGCCUGAUCCUCUUCCAUCCCUGUGAAUAUCUGAUCCUGCAGCCUUUCGUCUCGAGCAACCCGGCUUACCACAUCGGGUUUAGCGCUGAGCUCGAUCCGCUUCUGGUACCUCACCCUCGCCCAGUCAGGACCUGCGGUUAGGAGCGAACGGCAUUAUCCACUCCAUCCCCCUCCAGCGACCUCCCCUUCGCUCUCGUUCGACGGGAGAUCUCAUCGACAGAGACGAGAAUCCGUUGUCAUCGAAUCCUCAGGUCCAAAACGGCGGCCCAGAAGGGGCACGAUCUCUCUGCGACUCUUCCGUGCUCCCUUCGUCGACCUAUCCGCGUUUAACCUCUCUCACAACCCCCCGUCCCUCUCUCUCUCCCUCCACCUCCCUCCCGCCCCCCCUCUUAUCCCACGGCCGCUGGGACCCGCAAAUUCGCCGUUGGUCAGCGGUCGCCUGGGAGCCGACGGCAGCAAAGCAGUCCUGGUUUUGAAAGAUGGAUAUCGAUACACAACAUCCCGUCAUCGUCGGCGACAUGGCGUCCAUGACUCCUCCUGCCAGCGCCGACGGAGAGAAGCCGUCGCCUCGUGCUGACUCGCCUCGAGGAUCCGACAUGGACGUCGAUUCCGGCGCUUCAGUCGACGACGACGAGAUCCGGCCCGACCACUACUACGGCGGCGGCAGGAUCCCAAUCUUCAAGCCGACUAUGGACCAAUUCCGCGAUUUUCAGUCGUUCAUCCACAAGAUCGACAAAUAUGGCAUGGAAUCUGGUGUGGUCAAGGUUAUUCCGCCACAGGAAUGGUUGGAUGCCCUUCCAUCACUGGAAGAAUCUGUUAAGUCCAUUCGGGUGAAAAAUCCUAUCAUGCAAGAAUUCCAUGGUUCCCACGGAACUUAUACUCAGGCGAAUAUUGAAAAGCAACGAUCUUAUAAUUUGCCCCAAUGGAAGGCACUGUGCGAGGAGACGAGUCACCAGCCUCCCGCUCGUCGUGGAGAGAGACGGCGCGCCCAGGAGAAGCCCGCACGUAACAAUGCAAGAGGCCAGACGAACAGGUCUGACUCGCAAAAGCGGAAACCUGGUCCUCCUAACUCCAAAUCUAAUGAGCCGGAAAAAACAGCUGACGGCCCUGGGGAAAAGAAACUGGAAGGGCCACCGACUCCCGUCUCCCCACAAUCCAACCCAGUUGAGCCAAAGUCCGAGGAACUGAGUGAGGGAGAAUCUUUACCAGCACCAAAGCCCAAAGGAAGACAGCCCAAAUCUGUUACCGCGCGACGUAAGUAUAAUCGCGGAGAUGCAGCAGAUUAUAUUGAUGAGGAAGCUUUCAAGGACUUUGACUACCAUCUCUCUGGAAGUGAGGAAUACACCCCGGAGCGUUGUGAAGAACUUGAGACCGCUUACUGGAAGUCCCUCAUGUACAAUAACCCCAUGUACGGUGCAGAUAUGCCGGGUUCCCUUUUUGAUGACUCCGUCACAUCCUGGAAUGUUGCUAAGUUACCCAAUUUGCUGGACAUCCUUGGUCAGAAAGUCCCUGGAGUGAACACCGCAUAUCUAUACCUGGGAAUGUGGAAAGCUACAUUUGCCUGGCAUCUAGAGGAUGUGGACCUCUACAGCAUUAACUAUAUUCACUUUGGAGCCCCAAAGCAGUGGUAUAGCAUCUCUCAACAGGAUCUUCCUAAAUUCGAGGCCGCCAUGAAAAGCAUCUGGCCAACUGAUUCAAAAAACUGUGACCAGUUCCUGCGUCAUAAAACCUAUUUGAUUUCUCCUUCCUUCCUCAAAUCCCAAUAUGGGAUCACUGUCAAUAAGAUGGUACACUAUGAACGCGAGUUUGUUAUUACUUAUCCUUAUGGAUACCAUUCUGGAUUCAAUCUAGGUUAUAAUUGUGCCGAGUCUGUGAAUUUCGCGACGGAGAAGUGGCUCGACUAUGCGCGGGUUGCGAAGAAAUGCAACUGCGAAGCCGAUAGCGUCUGGAUUGAUAUCCGAGAAAUUGAAAGGAAAUUAUGUGGAGAAGCAACUCCGGAGUACUAUGACGAGAUGGAAGAUCAGUUUGAAGGCGCAUCCGACCUACUCACCCCCCCUCGCAGCGUUCCUGAGAAAUCUGGCCCCCGCAAAAAGCGAAAGCACGAUAGCGGCGAGUCCAAAACGAAGCGAGUCAAGUUGCAUCUAGAUGGCCCAAGAAAGGUUCCGUGCAUCUUGUGUCCUAAUAAUUUGGAUUAUGAGGAACUGCUGCCUACUGAAGACGGCCUGUAUCAUGCCCAUAGGCGAUGUGCUCUUUACAUCGACGAGACUUCCAUUCUCAAAGACGAGUCCGGCAAGGAAGUCGUAUGUGAUGUCGAUAAGAUACCAAAGGCGAGAAUGGGUCUGAAGUGUUUAUUUUGCCGAGAAGUGAAAGGGGCUUGCUUCCAGUGCAUGUAUGGUAAAUGCGCUAGGGCGUAUCAUCCAACAUGUGCACUUCUCGCUGGUGUGCAGGUUGAAUUUGGCAAAAUUUCUGUUACUGCGGACGACGGAUGCGAAUACACUGUACCGGGAGUUGACCUCAAGUGUAAAUAUCAUCGACCAAAACGACUUGGGUCCCAGUCGCCGGAAAGUAUGGAUAUGGAUUUCAAGAUCACAGAAACGGCCAAGAAGUUACGCCCUGGGGAUUUAAUACAAUUCCAGGCUGAUAAAGAGAUCAAUGGUGCGGUUGUGCUUGAAAACCGACCGGAGGAGCGCGCGUUGUUGCUGAAAGUGCUUCCGCGAGGUGACGUGAUCGAAUUACCAUAUCGUUGGAUAUUAAUCGUGAAGAAGUCCAAUUUCCUCCCGCUUCCUUCUGGCAUUAAACCACUCCCGGCGCACUUGGCUCGAAAGCCGGAGGCUCGGAAAGACCUAGCUUCAACUAUUCCUUCACACGGUACACCGUUCGGGGACCCGUGGCUUCCAUACCAAUGGGCCGAGUUCUCCUGCGUCAAACCUCCCUUUAACUCAGACACCAGCAGAGUCGACGUUUUCAAACCUGAGCAAAUCUGGUAUUAUCUUGGAAGAACAUCCACGGAGUGCCGUGCGCAAUACACCGAAAACCCAGCACGUUCCGUCCAUAACCCUCGUUCCAACUUCCUCGAGAGCGUAAAGUCGUUAAGAGCGCCCGCUAUGGCUACAUCUCACCCCAACACUUAUUCAUCGAACCAACAAAAAUUCUCCUCCGGGGCACGCAUUGCCGCACCUGCUCCUCCCGUCCCUACACGCCCUAUCAUGACUCAGAAACUCCAACUGCCAGCUACUUCCGAUAUGCCAGGCCCAGUUUUCAGAGAAAACAAAGGGAUGCAGCUUCUAACGGCUCGUCGUCUUCUUGCUUCGAUCACGGAACAUGCCAAUGCUGGCGCGGGCUACAUCAUCGUCGACCCUGAUUUUGUGGCUCAGAUUCUGUUGGGCGAUGGUUUGACGGUGCCAAAAAACGGAAUGGAGAAGUUGAAGAAGGCUAUGUCAGAGUCGAUGAUUAGGCCUAAAUCCAAUAACGGGUUGCUUCCCUUGCAGCCAUUGAAUAUGGAAGCAGACGAAGUCGACCAUCUUUUAAGGAUGCUUCGCUUUGCGAUUGUCGACCUUGCCCAAAAGGUUUAUGGAAAUGAUACAAAAUCUGGAAAGCAGCCUGAGCGAGCAUCGGUGAAAGAACCUCGUGUUUCCUCGUCCAGCGUUGCGAUGUGGGGAAAUUUCGACGGCUCGCGACGCCAGUCCGUUUCCGUUUACAACUCGCCGUACGCCCCUGGAUUUGGGUUUUCACAGUAUGCGAUUAAGGAAUAUGGCCUGGGGCCCCCACGGUUGGCACAAAAGGAGCACUCGGCGGCCGAUUUCUUUGCCAAGUUAUCCCAAGAAGACAAAGAAAAGGUCAUCCAGGCCUGCGGCAGUGUUAACGCCUCGAGGAAGGCAGCCGCAAGCACAUCCAUUGCUCCAGGAUUAGAAAUGAGCCAAGUAUCAGGCCUGGACAUCCCGGUCACUACGACAUCUAUGGAUCCCAUGAACCUUGAUCCUCAUCACCUAUCGGCCUUUGACAUGACACUACAUGCCGAUUCUCCGGCAUCGAGCUUCAGCAGAACAGCAAUACAUUACCAGUCUCCUCAAGAUUUUUCCGCGCAGGUAGAACAUGAAUCGUCGUUACUCCCCAGACAUUUGCAAGAUCAUCAUGACCUGUUCGGUGACCAGCAGACAAACCAACGCUUUUGGCAACGAAGUGUUCCUUGGAAUGACGGCGACACCCAGUCCCAUAAUGAUGAGCCUCGCCCUUUUUUCGGACCACAUCUGCCACCUGCCGGGCAUGACUACCUUUCAUCAGACAUGGACUUCGAGCGGGGCCCCGGUUCUCUGCAUUCCAUGGACAUGGCCGGCUUUGGUUUUGAUGGUCCCGAUGAUUUGUAUCCCGAUCCCAGCCCGUAAUUCGCUUUCUACCGAUACUUCACCCCGGUAUCCUAUCACCUGGGCAAGGUGAUUCCCAGAUGUGUUCAACCACAGUUAACGGAAUCGCCCCGCUUGAAAUUUAUACGCCCCUCGAAUCCUUCUAUACUCUAAUAGCACGACAAUUUUUGCUUACUUUGUUUCCUGACUGCCUUGCGACCAUACCAGUACAUGGUAUGAUAGAAAUUCCGGCGUCCUAUGGGCUUCCUAGCGGCUGGCUUGAUCGGAUACAUUAAUAUCCCGCGUGACGACACUGUUAAUGACCUCAAAAAACCUUCACGAUGAUUCGAUGACAAAAUUCUUAAAAAGCGUUCUCGUUUUCUUUUCUACGAAGACUUGUGGCUUGUUUCGCUGUUUAUUUGACUGGCCAUCCAACCAUUCGCUUGAUGGAUAAUUGUUGCGACUUCAACGAUAUUCGCGGCUCACGACAUCAAGCAUGUUACUCUCCGUGCAUAGGCGACAGUUCUCGGGAAACGUGCACCGAUAGCUGGACAGAUGCCAAGUAAACAUCACUUUUGCAUCUGGAGGAAUACAAUCAUGAAUAAUACAAGCCUCCGUUCCACUUCGGGUCCUAGUACGUACCCCAGUUGGAACGGUCUCUCAGAACCCUGAAAUAACGGUGUGCUUCGUAUGUAUAUGGCCUUUGUUUCCUUUUUUUUCCCCUGUAUCAAUUGUUUUUACACAUAUUGGGUGGUGUUUUGUUGUCUCCUUUCUAUCCCCUAUCUCCUUUGUUCAUCUUCUUCUGUUCUCUCACUGCACCCUACCUAUAGGUUGUUGUGCGAUGAUACACGAUGAUAUCACCCUCGAUAUAAAAAAAAAGCCCCUCUUCUUCAUGUCCUGUCUGUACCCUCGCCCCUUUCCCAAUUUAAAUAAGAAUCUUUUGUCCUAUCUGUAUUGGGACCCGUUGGUUGUUUUUACUUUUAUUGCUUUUUCCCUUCACUUCUCUUCUCUCGUUAUCGCCUUGCCCUGAGUCUACAUCUCACAGAGGAAAGGCGAGAAGGAAAGGAGAUGGGUGGGAAAAUAAGCGCCUGUUUCUUAAGGCAAGGUGGAGGGAAUUUGUAACACCUCCCGACACUUGAUAUUUCCCUUUGUUUUCUCUCCGCCCGUUCUAUAGUAGCUUUGAGAUAUUGAAUGGACAAAAAUAUAAAUCAAGAGGAGCUCUCAAAUAAAUAGCUUUUUAUAAUCAUUAAUAAAA
Coccidioides immitis RS is the source of this 5659-nucleotide messenger RNA. RefSeq names its product jumonji family transcription factor. The record is from RefSeq and is a predicted model, not a curated record. Gene Ontology annotation, cellular component: nucleus. The transcript is spliced from 5 exons. Gene Ontology annotation, molecular function: histone H3K9 demethylase activity; histone H3K36 demethylase activity. Lineage: Eukaryota; Fungi; Ascomycota; Eurotiomycetes; Onygenales; Onygenaceae. The coding region runs from base 544 to 4446 and encodes 1300 amino acids. Gene Ontology annotation, biological process: chromatin remodeling.